CACUUUUUCAUAAUAAUUCUAUUUUGCCUUUAACCAACAGAUACCAACUCCUAAAGAUGGUAAGAUGUUGGACUAUUCCAGGUGGCAACAGAAUCUCAUAGCAAUUUUAACAAUGGAUGUUCUUUAUAAUGAGGAGGAGCAAGUUGAUCCUGAUGCUGUUAUGACCAUAGAGGCUCGUCUUGGAUACCGUAAUAAGGGAGAAGCAGAGAACAAGUGGACAGAAUAUGCAACUUCUAUUGAACAAAGGCAACUUGAUUGUAGCAUAGAUCCAGCAAGCCGUAAGCCAGGAUAUAUGUAUAGCUGUGCCCAUGUUCCACUGUUUGAAUUAGGUUCUAUACAUCAUGACUUUUAUCUCCUGAAUGUUCGCUUGCCCAUACGAACGGAAGAGGAGAUGGAGAAAGGUUUAGGCCCUAUUAAUAAUGGAAUAGGACAUGUAGCUGAUAUGUGGGUGGUAUUUAUUCAUCAAAAUGGUGGUUUUACAAAGGUAUGGGUUUCAUUGAAGACAAUUUUCUUCCCAACCAUUGUUGCUAUCAUGGCCUGGUUCUGGCAUCGCAUUUCCCAGCUGUCACGGCCACCUGCUCUUCUUGAGUACAUGCUUAUGCUGCUUGGAGUUGCUUUGACCAUACUGAAUUGUAAGUAG
Molecule: messenger RNA, 640 nt
Organism: Macrobrachium nipponense
Lineage: Eukaryota; Metazoa; Arthropoda; Malacostraca; Decapoda; Palaemonidae
Product: protein wntless-like
Exons: 3
Coding region: 65-640 (191 amino acids)
Biological process (GO): Wnt protein secretion; intracellular protein transport; Wnt signaling pathway
Cellular component (GO): organelle membrane; endomembrane system
Molecular function (GO): Wnt-protein binding
Source: RefSeq, a predicted model, not a curated record